This is a messenger RNA of Pocillopora meandrina, 7809 nucleotides long. The record is from the annotation of a GenBank genome assembly. Lineage: Eukaryota; Metazoa; Cnidaria; Anthozoa; Scleractinia; Pocilloporidae.
AUGGCACUGCAGCCAUUUCGCAAUGAACAGUUGAAUUAUUUCAAAUUCGCUUCCAUUGCUCUCAAUGAAUUCCCCAAGGCUUUACGUCAGACGUUUAAAUCUAUGUGGGACAACAACUUGAGACAUCGUCCCGGUCAUCAACCGUGGGAUGAUUCCGUUGCAGUGAGAAAUUUGUUUUUGACUUUUGAGGGUGGCCCUGGAAAAACCAAAGUUCCCACAAACCUCUCCUAUGAAGAAUGGGAUUGUACCAACCUGUUCCAGGCCACCAUCUACGCCAAUUCCUUUUCUAUGCCCGACAGUAGAGGUCAUCUCAAGACACUUGGUGAGCUACAUGUAAAACCUCGUAAACUGGCUCCUGGAGUAUUUCAUACGUCCGUGGUGAGCCCAGGAGGGGACAAUGCUGAAACUUUCGCCCUCGCCAUUGAUCAAUUGCGACUUCUACGAAAUGCACUUUGCCACUCGCACAGUUCUGAAAUUGAGAAAACUAAAUUUGAUCAUUACGUGCAGCUCGCUAAAGAUGCAUUUAAAGCCCUUGGUAUCAAGACUGACCAUAUUAAUGUUAUUGGUGGUUUAACAGAGUCAGAAUUUCCCACAGAUGAGGUUCGCAAAUUGGAGGAACGUCUAAAAGAAGAAUAUCGAGCUUGUGUAAGUUUUCUACAACAACAGAAUCAGCAACAGCAGCAAAACCUGGAAGGAAUGGCUUUAGUUAUCGAGGGAAUGGAUUCAGCUAUAAGAGAAAUAAAGAUUAGAGUGGAAAUUAUUCCAACAAAAGACGAUGUCGCUCAGAUAAUGGAGCAAAAGAUGAAAGAUUUGAAACUAUCGCCAACUCAGGAAAGGCCAGGUAAUAUUGAUAAUAAUAAUUACAAUACAAUUCAUUAAUAUUUCUAAAAUAGUAAUAAUGGUAAUGACAAUGACAAUGAUGAUUAUGAUUGAAGGAUAGAAAGUAGGGACAAUUUCCCGCACCUUUUAAGAAGUCCAAAUUGUAUUUAGUUCAGUUUUACUUUAUAUUCUAAGAUGGUCAUGAGAGUUUCACCUGGACUUUCACAUAUGGAAAAACAAAUGAAAGCAAAGGACGUAAAAUGCUAUUAUUUAUGCCCCAAAAAACUUUUCUCGUAGUUGUGAUGAUGUUUUGGGAUGUGAGAAUGCAUUUGAGAAAGAAAUCUGCAACUGUGUUAAGGAAAGCCUUAGGCGGGUUCUGAACCUCCAAAAACGAGCAGCUAGAGUGAUCCUGAAUGCCCCCCCUCUAGCACCAUCAGUUCCCUUGUUUAAUUGGCGGAAAUGGUUGCUUACACCGACGCUUUAAUAUCUAAAUGUAUUAUUGCUUAUAAGCGAUAACAAGGUGACUUCCCUGUUUAUCUUAACAAUCUACUUAAGUUAAACAGUAACAUCCUUAGUAGACAAACCAGAUACUGUAAUUUUAACUUAACCUCUCCGAGGUAUAAUCGCGAAACAGAAGGAGGCAGAACUUUCACCGUCACAACUUGCUAAGCAUGGAACAGUUUAUCUUUGCCCCAGUAAGGCAAAGGGAUUCAGUGGAUUCUAUAAAAAAAGCAUUGUGGAAUGAACUUUUAAAACAACAGCAGAAUCUUGGUCAUCGUUCUAUUUAAGUUACUUGAUGAACUGUGACAUGAUUAUAAUGUUAUAUUUUAUAUUUUAAAUAGUUUAGUAGAUUCCAUAGUAUCUGUAUUCUUUGGUUUUUUUACCUUGUAUUUUUUAUAGCUUAGUACUAUUUAGUAUUUAUUAGUAUUAUAUUAUUAUUAUUUAUUAUUAUUAUUAGUAUUAUUUAUUAGUAUUAUUUAGUAUUUAUUAUUUCAUAACUUAUUUAUUAUUAUUUAUAUUGUUUAUUAGCUCCGGCUAUUUCGUGCUAACCUUCAUAAAAUAAAUUCUUUACUAACUUCCUUACUGUACUCUUCUGAUUUCCCAGAGGAAUACAUGUCAUCCCUUGAAUCUGAAGAUGCUGCAGCUGUUCGGUAUAUUCAGAGGGAGCUUGAAACCCAACUGCUUAGAGGAGAGGACUCAAGGGCGGCUGACAAUUACUAUUUCCUUGGCAUAAUGAAACAUAAAGCGGGCGAUUUUGUCUCCGCUCUUAAGCAUUCUGAGCGUUCUCUUGAUAUAAGACGAAACCUACUCGGUGAAGAACACCCAGAUACUGCCAACAGUUACUUUUCCAUCGGAGCCACUCAACUUGCCUUAGAAAAACUUCCCUCAGCUCUUCAGUCUGCACAACGUGCACUGGAGAUAAGGCAAAAGCUGUUUGGAGAAGAACACCCAAGCACAGCAGACAGUCAUUACGAAAUAGGGGCCGUUCAACUUUCAUUAAACAACUACUCUUCUGCUCUCCAGUCUGCAAAACGUUCGUUAGAGAUAAGACAAAAGCUGUUUGGAGAAGAACACCCAGGCACAGCAGACAGUCACUACGAAGUUGGGGCCGUUCAACUUUCAUUAAACAACUACUCUUCCGCUCUCCAAUCUGCGCAACGUGCGCUAGAGAUAAGACAAAAGCUGUUUGGAGAAGAACACCUAAGCACAGUAUAUAGUCACUUAGCAGUAGGGGUCGUUCAACUCUCGUUAGGAAACUACCCUUCAGCUCUUCAGUCCGCAGAACAUGCAUUGGAGAUAAGCCAAAAGCUGUUUGGAGAGGAACACCAAAGAACCGCAGACAGUUACCUUUUGGUAGGGGCCACUCAACUGAAGUUACAUGACUUUUCCUCUGCCCUUCACUCAGCACAACGAGCAAUAGAAAUUAAAAAAAGGUUUUUCGGGGAAGAACACACAACGAUAGCUGACAGUUACCUUUUAUUGGGACUUAUACAACAUGAGCUAGGCGACUCUGCCGCAGCUCUUCAGUCUACAAACAAGGCACUUGACAUGGCAAGAAAAAUUCAAGGAGAAGAACAACCCAGAAUUGCCGACAUUUACCAUUCGAUUGGCGUCUUACAGUACGAGUUAAAGGAAGUUUCCUCCUCUCUUCAGUCGCAUCAGUGUGAGCUUGACGUAAGAAGAAAGUUACCUGGAGAAAAACAGUCCAGAAUUGCCGACAUUUACCAUUCGAUUGGCGUCUUACAGCGCGAGUUAGGGGACCCUUCUUCCUCUCUUCAGUCGCAUCAGUGUGAGCUUGACAUAAGACAGAAGUUCCCAGGAGAAGAACAGUCCAGAAUUGCUGACAUUUACCAUUCGAUUGGCGUCUUACAGUACGAGUUAAAGGAAGUUUCCUCCUCUCUUUGGUCGCAUCAGUGUGAGCUUGACAUAAGACAGAAGUUCCCAGGAGAAGAACAGUCCAGAAUUGCCGACAUUUACCAUUCGAUUGGCGUCUUACAGCACGAGUUAGGGGACAUUCCCUCAUGUCUUCAGUCGCAUCAGUGUGAGCUUGACAUAAGACGAAGGUUACAUGGGGACGAAUGCUCAGAGGUUGCCGACAUUUAUCAUUCGAUUGGCGUCUUACAGCACGAGUUAAAGGACAUUCCCUCAUGUCUUCAGUCGCAUCAGUGUGAGCUUGAAAUAAGACGAAAGUUACCCGGAGAAGAACAGUCCAGAAUUGCCGACAUUUACCAUUCGAUUGGCGUCUUACAGCACGAGUUAAAGGACAUUCCCUCAUGUCUUCAGUCGCAUCAGUGUGAGCUUGAAAUAAGACGAAAGUUACCCGGAGAAAAACAGUCCAGAAUUGCCGACAUUUACCAUUCGAUUGGCGUCUUACAGCACGAGUUGAAGGACAUUCCCUCAUGUCUUCAGUCGCAUCAGCGUGAGCUUGAUAUAAGACGAAAGUUACAUGGGGACGAAUGUUUGGAAAUUGCCGACAUUUACCAUUCGAUUGGCGUCUUACAGCGUGAGUUAGGGGACCUUUCUUCCUCUCUUCAGUCGCAUCAGUGUGAGCUUGACAUAAGACAGAAGUUCCCAGGAGAAGAACAGUCCAGAAUUGCCGACAUUAACCAUUCGAUUGGCGUCUUACAGCACGAGUUAAAGGACAUUCCCUCGUGUCUUCAGUCUCAUCAGCGUGAGCUUGAAAUAAGACUGAAGUUACCCGGAGAAGAACAGUCCAGAAUUGCCGACAUUUACCAUUCGAUUGGCGUCUUACAGCACGAGUUAAAGGACUUUCCCUCGUGUCUUCAGUCUCAUCAGCGUGAGCUUGACAUAAGACGAAAGCUACCUGGAGAAGAACAGUCCAAAAUUGCUGACAUUUACAACUUGAUUGGCGUUUUACAACACAAAUUAGGGGACUUUACCUCCGCCCUCGAUUCUUUUCAGUUUGCACUCAAUAUUAGACGCAAGCAAUUUGGAGAGGAACACUCCGCCACAGCUCAAAGUUAUUUUUCCGUCGGGGACAUUCAAAUCGUGUUAGGCGACUUCCACUCAUCCCUAUCAUCCAAGGAAAAAGCACUUGAGAUUAGACGCAACUUAUUUGGAGAAGAUGACGCAGUAACUGCUGAUAGUUACAUUUCGGUCGGAGUCAUACAUCUUAGGCUUCGGAACUAUAGCUUGGCAAUUCAUUCUCUACAACGUGGUCUUGAAAUAAGGCUGAAAGUGUGUGGGGAAGUACACUUAGAUACAGCUGAAAGUUACUUUUUACUCGGAAAAACACAAAACGAGUCAGGUGACUUUGACCCAGCUCUUAAGUCUGUACAUAGUGCGCUUCAUAUCCAUAGAAAACUGCUCGGGGAGGACGACCGAAUUACUGCUUCAAGCUACCACUUACUCGGGGUCAUUCAAUGUAAGGCGGGUGACUUCAAGUCUGCAAUUCAAUCAUUACAGCGUGAGCUUAGCAUCAUGCGUGAACUCAUCGGAGAAGAUAAUUCAAGCGUUGCUGACAUAUACCGCUUAAUUGGCAUCAUACAGGACAAGUUGGGUGACUUUCCGGCUUCCCUUCAGUCGUAUCAACGCGAGCUUGACAUACGAAGAAAAUUACUUGAAGAAAAAGAAGAAGACCCAAGCAUUGCGGACAGUUACACAGCAAUCGGUUUGGCACAACAUGAGUUAGGUGACUUUACUUCGGCUCAUCAGUCUGCUCAUCGGGCGCUGGAAAUCAGAAAAAUACUUUUCGGGGAUGAACACUCAGACACUGCCGACAGUUACCAAUUUCUCGCCGUCGUGAAAGGUGCAUUAGGCGACUCUGACUCAGCUCGUCGGCUGGAACAGUGUGCCAAUGAUAUAAGGAAAAGGCUAUCCUCGAUUUAAUGAAUCAUUAACUCACAUAUGACAGCUACAAUUCAUUCCUGGCUGCCAAAUGUAAAACUUGUGUGAACCAUAUGCCCUUAAAAUCAGAUUGGAACACUGAAAAAUAGUCUUUUAUCAGCAUCUGUACAGGAUGCCAUGCGACAGUUGACUUUCGCUCAUUUCUUGAAUCUCCGCAGUGUGAUGCAGAGUCGCUAAAACCAUAAAGAAAAGCACUCGUCGAGGAAUGCUUUGGAGAACAAUCAUAAGCCUUUGAAUAGAGCUUGUGGACCACUUAAGACUGGUUUAUCAAAAAUACUCAGGUGUAUUCAAAACCAUUGUCAUCCAAAAUGCUCUGGAAGUAAAAUCAUAAAGAAAAGAACCUCAGAGUAAGUACCUUCACAUUACAAACUCUGUACACAAUGCGCUACACUCAAUCGCAGUCUUCUGAGUUUGGUGAUUCGCGUGCUCACAGCUAGAAAAUUUUUUUUUAGUCAUUUUUAACAAUUUUUACCAGAUAUUUCGGAAAAUAGUGCUGAAAAUGAGUUUAAAUAGGAAACCAGUACUUUCUGAAAUUACAAUAAUCUAAGUUUUGUAACUUUGAGUUUAGAAAGAUGAGGUGUAAAUAGUUUAAGAUAAGCCCCACACAAGUAUACACAAGAGUAACGAAUUUCGCAGGCGAGGAAAUUAAGUGGGAGCGCAGAUUUAUGCAUUAACACUGAUUUCUUUGGAGCUUCCGGGUUAAAUAUAAUACAUAGAGAGCUCUUUUUCAAGAGUUAAAGGGAUUCACUCGCGUUUGAAUUAUUCGCCGAGCGCAAGUAAAAUGUUUUCAAGGGAUCACACCCUUAAUGACAAAGUCGUCUCAUAAUUUUCUAAUUUUGACGAAGUCGUCUCAUAAUUUUUCAAUUUUGACGACUUCUCACAGCUUUCUGUUGCUCUAAAGUAUUUAUUGCCGUUACUUAACUAUUCCUGUAUACAAGAUCGCUUUUCGGCUGACUGUCGUCAAAAUAAAACAAGAUUAAUUUCUAAAAGUAAACGAGAUCACACCCUUAAUGACAAAGUCGUCUCAUAAUUUUCUAAUUUUGACGAAGUCGUCUCAUAAUUUUUCAAUUUUGACGACUUCUCACAGCUUUCUGUUGCUCUAAAGUAUUUAUUGCCGUUACUUAACUAUUCCUGUAUACAAGAUCGCUUUUCGGCUGACUGUCGUCAAAAUAAAACAAGAUUUAUUUCUAAAAGUAAACGACAUCUACAGUAACUGUUUCGAAAAGAGCCAACAAUAACUCAAAGUGAACGGUACGAGAGAGGAAUCGAGUGAGAUAGGAACCAACUUAGCAUUAGCUUUUGUUUUGUAUGUCUUCAAAAAGCGAAACCAACGGUAAACCCAUGCUAUUGCCUAUGCUCGAGCAAGUGAGGUUAGCUAGUAGUUUAUAAUAUGACACUAGUUCGGGACAAACUUAUUUAUUUUGAAUUUGAAUAAAUAAUAAUUGAAUUUAUCUCUGUCAAACAAGGUUUGAAAAAGAUUGAAUUUUGUUUUGUGAUCGUUGUUGUCAAAUCGUACACAUUAAUCUUAAUCUUAAUCUUUAAUCACAGUUCGUAACCAUACAUCGAACAAAAGUACAAAAAUGGUUGACAGGACAGGUUGACAUUAAAAGUAAAAAAUUGUGUACUCAUAAACUACUCAUUCAAAGAGGUUCCCUUGGAAUUCAGAUCCUCCCGAAUCUUCUUACUAAGUUCAGUUUCUGUCAUCACUUCCGCUCGCCGUUCAAAAAGGCUUGAUGGAAAUAUUCACGCAAUUUUCACUCAUCGUUAACUCACCACACACCUGAUUGACUUAAUGUGGCGAGAAACAUCCGUGGAUUACAGAGCGAUGUUCACCGCGAAAAGCGAAUUUCCGAUAGGGUGUAUUUUCUAUAUCAAUACUACUUUAUGGAUGUUUGAAAAGUAAUAGGAGAGAUGUCAUUAACGAUUUACAAAAAUUCUUUCGUUUCUGGAACGGAGUGAAUUUUUCUAGCUCCGUUGACGAAAUGGUGCAUUUUGUCUCAGGACACGUCUGAGAAAAAGAAGUCAAACCAUGUAGAAACGGCACUGAUUGAAAAACAUAAAUUAGACCACUCAAAAGAUUUUUCCCACCCUAUAACCAGUGGGAGAAGAAAUUGUUUUCGUCUGCGCUUUAUUCGAGAUGUUACGAAAAGCGGGAAUGGGAAAUGAGGAAUGAGUGUUGUGAAAAGUUUCCACGCAAAUAUUGAUUUUCUAGAUUUAUUAUGACUUUAAUUGUGUAUUAAGUGAGUUGUGAUUUCGUUACCGUUAUAGUGCAGAGUUAACUUUACAAUUAGAAGUUAACUGUAAUUGGGAGCGGCAUAGGGUAAUCAAAUUAAUUCUUCGAACAGUGAUGUAUGAAACUAUUUGCAGGGCGUUUAAGUGCGUAGGAACCUAGCAGCUUGAUUGUCAAGUAAAGCCAUGUUUAAUAGGAAAUAAGUGCCCACGAAUCGUUGUAGAACGUGGGUGAAUCUUGAAUCCCAUACGGAAUUACGUAUCUGGGUGUGGAUUUCAUUAGCUAAUAAAUGUAACAUUUUUGUAACCCUAGGAUUAGAUUGUAAUAGGGUAGAUAGAUCGCAGAACGGAACAUGUAAUGCUGAAUUGUCGUAAAUAAAGCCUGAAUCAAGA